UCCCUCACCUAUCUCGCUCACUCAAUUCAACACCGCAGCUCUGCUCUUCUCUCUAUCUCUCUCCGAUGGCCCUCUCCCUAUUCCACCACCCAUCUCUCACUCUCCCCUCACCUCCACCACAACCCUCCUCUCCUCCUUCUCUCCUACUCUCACCCUCCAACUCCCUCCAAUUCAAACUCCCCGCCCCUCCCCGCCCCCGCCUCCUCCUCCGCCCAAACCGCUCCCUCCGCGCCACCCUCCCCUCCGCCGUCGACUCUCCGCCGCAAACUUCCGGCAGUCAGCCCGAGAAGAAGCUCAUCCUCCAAGUCAAAGACCUCACCGCCGUGAUUGCCGAAUCGAAGCAGCAGAUUCUCCGGGGCGUCAACCUCGCCGUCUACGAAGGUGAGGUCCACGCCGUCAUGGGCAAGAACGGCUCCGGCAAGAGCACUUUCGCCAAGGUUCUGGUGGGCCACCCCGAUUACGAAGUCACCGGAGGCAGUGUGGUGUUUAAAGGGCAGGACUUGCUGGCCAUGGAGGCCGACGAGAGGUCGCUGGCCGGGCUUUUUAUGAGCUUUCAGUCGCCGGUUGAGAUCCCCGGUGUGAGCAAUAUCAAUUUCCUUCGGAUGGCUUACAAUGCCAAGAGAGCGAAGCUCGGAUUGCCUGAGCUUGGAGUGUUUGAGUUCUAUGCUUAUUUGUAUCCGAAACUUGAACUUGUGAAUAUGAAGACGGAUUUUCUGGAUAGAAAUGUUAAUGAGGGCUUUAGCGGUGGUGAAAAGAAGCGCAAUGAGAUUUUGCAACUGGCGGUUUUGGGGGCAGAAUUGGCUUUAUUGGAUGAAAUUGAUUCUGGUUUGGACGUCGAUGCAUUCCAAGACGUUGCUAAGGCAGUAAAUGGGCUUCUGACUCCAACAAAUUCUGUGUUACUAAUAACUCAUUAUCUACGACUUCUGCAAUUUAUUAAGCCAACAUGUAUUCACAUUAUGGAAAACGGAAGAAUUGUGAAGACAGGUGACAUCUCUUUAGCAGAGGCACUAGAGAAGGAUGGCUACGAAGCAAUUGCCUAACUACAUUAGAAGUGGUACUGCUUUCCUCUCUCUGGUGAAGAUGAGAUGCUUAGAAAGUGUAUCAUGAAAGGACAUAUUCUUAAGGUUGGAAACCAGGUACUUGGGAUAUGGUUCAUUAUGUGUGAAGAAUAACUUCAAAAAUAGUACAUGUUAAACAGAUCACGCGGUUGAACGUUGUGAAUUUGUGAGAAAGGAUAUAGACAGAGAGGUCAACAUAGCAAUCCUCAAUAUCAUUUUGACAUCUUUACUUGAGUUUUUUUCUUCGUCUUCCUUAAAACAUUUUACUUGAGGUUAUCUAUGUCAAACGUAGAGAAUAUGGACAGAGAAUUAUGUUUUACCCAUAUGCCAUGGUAUAUAAGAUUUGAGUAGCCUUUCUAAUAUAAGAAGAGGAAGCUGAUUGGUUCACGAGCAUGUCCUUGAUGAGUUGAUGCUUUAAUCUGUUGUAACUGAGCAAAUUGGCUCCAAUAAAGCGAUGUAUUUUUAUGUCUUAUUUCUAUUGUGCUAUUUCAAGAUGGGCAACU
This is a messenger RNA of Argentina anserina (silverweed cinquefoil), 1561 nucleotides long. RefSeq names its product ABC transporter I family member 6, chloroplastic. Lineage: Eukaryota; Viridiplantae; Streptophyta; Magnoliopsida; Rosales; Rosaceae. The transcript is spliced from 5 exons. The record is from RefSeq and is a predicted model, not a curated record. Gene Ontology annotation, molecular function: ATP hydrolysis activity; ATP binding. The coding region runs from base 66 to 1040 and encodes 324 amino acids.